AUAGUGUAGGCAACGGCAUUUAAUAACGGCGUAAACAGACAAAUAUUGCCUGUUCCAUUUCAUAUUUCACUUCUCCGCCAUAGACAAUGGGGGCUUGUAUGGCAUUAUGUUCUCUUGCAAGCUGUGCCUCAUGUUUAUGCGGUUCAGCACCAUGUUUGCUCUGCGGCUGCUGUCCGUCUUCGAAUAACUCCACGGUCACCCGACUUGUCUUUUCUUUCUUCUUGCUGCUGGGAACAUUCGUGUCUAUUAUUAUGAUUCUGCCUGGAAUGGAGACACAGCUCCGGAAGAUUCCAGGGUUUUGCCAAGGUGGAACAACCAUACCUGGUAUAGAGAAUCAGGUCAACUGUGAUGUUAUUGUGGGCUAUAAGUCCGUGUACCGUAUGUGCUUUGCCAUGGCCUGUUUCUUCUUCCUCUUUUCCGUAAUCAUGAUCCGUGUACGGAGCAGUAAAGACCCUCGCGCUGCCAUUCAGAAUGGGUUUUGGUUCUUCAAGUUUCUGAUCCUGGUUGGUAUCACCGUGGGAGCUUUCUUCAUCCCCGAUGGGACCUUUCAUGAUGUGUGGUUCUACUUUGGCAUCGUUGGCUCGUUCAUGUUCAUCAUAAUCCAACUCAUCCUGCUCAUCGACUUUGCCCACUCCUGGAACGAGGUGUGGGUCCGCAACGCCGAGGAGGGCAACAGCAAAUGCUGGUUCGCAGGCCUGCUCAUCUUUACCGUGCUGCACUACGCCCUGGCGUUUGCCGCGGUGGUGCUUUUCUACGUGUACUACACAAAACCCGACGAGUGCGCCGAGCACAAAGUCUUCAUCAGCCUCAAUCUCAUCUUCAGCGUCGUGGUCUCCGUAGUCUCCAUACUGCCCAAAGUACAGGAUGCUUCCCCUCAGUCUGGUUUACUCCAGUCUUCUCUGAUCACGCUCUACACCAUGUAUGUGACCUGGUCCGCCAUGACCAAUAAUCCAAACCGUAACUGUAAUCCAAGCCUUCUCAGUCUGGUGUCGAAUGUCAGUACCAGUGAACCCAGUCCCACCAUCGCCCCUGGACAAGUACAGUGGUGGGAUGCCCAGGGCAUUGUGGGAUUAGUCAUCUUCCUGUUUUGCACUCUCUAUGCCAGCAUCCGUUCAUCCAGUAACACUCAGGUAAAUAAGCUGAUGCAGACAGAGGAGGGAAGUGGCUCCGGAGGCAGCGGGGAGGUGGGGGAGGACGGCCUGCGGAGGGCCGUAGAUAACGAGGAGGAAGGCGUCACCUACAGCUACUCCUUCUUUCACUUCCACCUGUUCCUGGCUUCCCUUUACAUCAUGAUGACUCUCACCAACUGGUACAAGCCUGACACCACCACCCAGGCUAUGCAGAGCAGCAUGCCUGCAGUGUGGGUGAAGAUCUGCUCCAGUUGGCUUGGCUUGGGGCUCUACCUUUGGACCCUGGUGGCUCCUCUCAUCCUCACCAACCGUGACUUCAGCUGAACCUCUCCACCUCGCAUCAGCGAGAGCAACUCUGUGUGUGAGUGAACGUCUGUGUACAACCGGUGCAGUGCUUCUCUUACCUCCUGGUGUAGCGUGACUCAGCCCACAACUGUGUCCACCUACAUUAAACAUAACUAGGUAAAAAUAAAAAUGAAAAAAACAUAAAUACGAUAGGAUGAACAUUAGCCUCUUCUGUCUGUAUAAUUCAAAUGGAUUUUAAUCCACCAAUUUCACCUCAGUUUCUUAAUCCUGUGUAUCUAGUGGUGCGAUGUUUCAGUCUCCUAAAAUCUUUUACUCAACCUUUAAGUGUAUCAAGAGUUUAAAAUUGCUACUGUAAGCUUGUAUAGAAAGCAUGCUAAUCAAACUUGACAGUCAAGAAUUCUUUCAAGAGACAAUAGGCACGUCCAUCAACUGUUUUACACACGUGACCAUGAAGUGGUCAUCAGCCAAGAGAUAUAUGCAUGUACUGCUGCUCUAAACCUUCUCUACCUGAUAUUAACAAACCUCUUUAACAGAAACGUCAUUUUCAUAUCAGGGUCUUAUAUUUCCAAUGCAGUUAAGCACUUUGUCCUUAAGCAAUUUCACCAUAGAUCUUAGCCAUUGAAACAGAGCCAGGUUAGAAAGGGGAAGCCUUUUGCAGGGGGGGGCUUUUG
This is a messenger RNA of Chanos chanos (milkfish), 2107 nucleotides long. It is a transcript of the gene serinc2l, whose product is annotated as serine incorporator 2, like. The transcript has 10 exons. The record is from RefSeq and is a predicted model, not a curated record. NCBI's taxonomy places the organism in Eukaryota, Metazoa, Chordata, Actinopteri, Gonorynchiformes, Chanidae. Bases 87 to 1454 code for a protein of 455 amino acids. Gene Ontology annotation, cellular component: membrane.